Zea mays is the source of this 900-nucleotide messenger RNA. RefSeq lists its product as uncharacterized. Gene Ontology annotation, molecular function: zinc ion binding. Gene Ontology annotation, biological process: regulation of DNA-templated transcription. NCBI's taxonomy places the organism in Eukaryota, Viridiplantae, Streptophyta, Magnoliopsida, Poales, Poaceae. The record is from RefSeq and is marked provisional. The transcript has a single exon. The coding region runs from base 160 to 462 and encodes 100 amino acids.
AAGCUCACCAGAGCAGAGAAACUCGCACGCACUCACUCUCUUCCCCCCCUCCUGCCCACUCUCCAAAGCGGCGCAAGCAUCUAGCAAAGCUGCGCAGCGCAGCCAGCAAGCUUGGUCUGGAGAGACAGAUAUAGCCAGCCAGAGAGCAGCAGACGAGGCAUGGCGACGUCCGUGGCUUGCGCCUUCUUCUUCGACGCGGAGCCGCUGGGCGAGCCCGGGCGGCACGCGCUGGACGCCUGCGCGCUCUGCGCCAAGCCGCUGAGCCGCAACAGCGACAUCUUCAUGUACAAGGGCGACACCCCGUUCUGCAGCGAGGACUGCCGCUACGAGCAGAUGCACCACGACGCGGCGUACGCAAGGCAGGCGGCCAGCAGCCGGCGGAAGCAGCAGCAGUCGCAGUCGCAGCGGAGCAGAGGGGCCUCGUCCGUGGGCGCCAAGGCGGACGUGUCCGUGGCCAGCUAGUCAGUAGUAAAAGCAAGCACAGCGACGCCGAGAAAGGAGGAGGAGGAGGAGGAGAAGAAGAAGGCCGUGCUGGUUGAAGCAGCGUUACAGCUGCAAGAGAUCCCGUUGGGGGGGCGGCGCUCCGCUCCGCUCCUGGCUGGCCGGGCGGGGCGCUGCGCCGCACAACGAGUUUCGUGCGCGGAACAGAGGCAAGCGGAGGUGGAUGGAUCUGAAGACCGAAGAAGGUGACAGAUCGAACCUGAUCUGCGGGUUGGAAGCUUAAACCGACGCCAUACGUGCUCUGCUCCCCUUGUUUAUGUGUUCCCCUGACGGGAUCUUCUGGGCUGUGUGUGCUAGAGCUUGAGGCGUGAGGGUGUGUGCGGGAGCACCAUCGGCCUGUAAUAACUGUACGAAUCAUUCCAGCAUAUGUUAUGUGCUAGCCCUAAAAUUUUGAUCGCA